AUGCGGCGUCAUGGCAGGGCUAGUGGAGGGACCAAAGCCGUCACUCCCGUCUCCGACACGGUCUCGCUAAUCCAUUCGUUCGAUUCCGUCACGAACCCCAAUCGUCCGGUUCGCCCGUCACCGCUGGCGUCGUCGAACAUCAAGGCACUACCCUUGGACCUCGUCGACCGCCUACGCUCCUUUCCUCUAUUCCAAGCCACCCCCGAAUCCUUCCUAUUCGCCGUCGGUCAGCACCUACGGCCGCAGCUCCACGCUCCCAACGAUUAUAUCCUGACGGAAGGGGAUGAUGCCAAAGCGAUCUACUGGUUGGUUCGCGGGGCUGUCUCCGUCACCUCGCGCGAUGGUGAAAGUAUAUAUGCAGAGCUCGAACCGGGUGCCUUUUUUGGCGAGAUCGGCGUGUUGAUGGAUCGCCCGCGGACGGCGACCAUCAUCGCCCGCACCCGGUGUAUGCUGGUCGUUCUGACCAAAGAAGACUUUCGGAACAUCCUCCCUCGGUUUCCCGACGUGGAACGGGCCAUCCGGGAUGAGGCCCAAGAACGGUUGAUGAUCCUGGAGAAGAAGAAGAAGGAAACCUCGGCGCCCGCGGUCGACUUCGCCGGCCCCGCUCGGAGAGGUUCCAAGCGGCUACGGGAUACCUUUUCCCGUGAUCAGACUUUGGCCGACCCCGAUCGUGCCAGCUUGAAGUCCGGUACGGGGAACAAGAAACGCAAGUCGCCGAGUCCGGGCAUCAAGGACGGGACCUCGAGCGCUCUGGCCAACGGGCUAGUGAAUGUCCGUCUCUUGCUGAAAGAACUGCCGCUGUUUGCCAGCCUACCGGCAGAUAUCCUCCACUUUCUGGGCCUCAAUGCGCAGCCCUGUUCGUACCCUCCUUUCACCGACAUUAUCAAGCAAGACUCCCAAGGCCGCGAAAUCUAUUUUAUUGUGCGGGGCGAAGUGGAGGUCCUCUCUGAACGGGCGGGGCAAUCGGGUUCGCGAUCCCCCAUCAACACUCUCGACCAUCCUGGCUUCGAAGUGAAGGCCAGAUUGAAACAGGGCCAAUAUUUUGGCGAGGUGGUGAGUUUGUCUCUCGCCCCGCGCAGAACCGCCACGGUCCGCUCCAUCAGUGCGGUCGAGUGCCUCAUGAUAAGUGGCGACGUGCUUGCCGAAUUUUGGGACAAGUGCCCCCAGAGCGUUCGCCAGCAGGUGGAGAAAACCGCCAAGGAACGACUGCAGUCCGCCGCCGAUGGCGACGUCGUCAUGGCGGAGGCGGGAGACACGGCGGGCGCCGUCGAGGAUGAGAGCGCCGGGAUCCGGCCCCCCAGAGCGCAGCACAUGCCGCUGCUCACCCUGACGGAAACGGAAUUGGACGGGUCUCACAAACCGAACGGGAGGGAUGACCAGACCGUCCUGCGGCCAUCGGACCCCGACCCCUUUCUCAAUGUCGGCCUGGACAAGGUUCGCCUGCGCAGUCGACGCGGGUCAGUCGCUCCAUUGACGCCGGAGGAAGUCUCCGGGGAACAACAGCGGCCCACGCCACCGUCGGAGCCUCGAAGCUCCAGUUCGUCCUUCCUCACCCGAUCGGACGCGGCGGUCUCGCCCACUCCGAAGUCUCCGCGCGAAUCCCACCGGGACAACAUCGGUCUCCUUCCCGAUAAAAUCCUUGUCAAGGUCUUUGACUACCUGGACCUUCAUGAUCUUCUGCGCCUUCGGGGGGUCUGCCUCCAUUGGUCGGAGAUUCUCACCAAGUCGCCCGAUUUGCUUCACUACCUCGAUCUCAGCACUUAUAAUCGACUAGUCACCGACGAUGUAUUAGGGAAGAUCAUCUGCCCGUUUGUUGGCAACCGACCGCGCCAUGUAGAUAUCGGCAAUUGCUUUCACAUCACCGACGAGGGGUUCAACAAGUUGAUCGCCACAUGUGGCUCAAAUAUUGUCUCCUGGAAGAUGAAGAGCGUCUGGGAUGUCACUGCAUCUUCCAUCCUCGAAAUGGCGAGCAAGGCAACCAGAUUACAGGAAGUGGACUUGAGCAACUGCCGCAAGGUUGGCGACACGUUGUUGGCUCGGAUGAUUGGAUGGGUUGUUCCGGGCCAGCAUAAGCCCGUUGAUGAGCCGAACAAGACGGGGAAAUCCGUUUUGAAACCUACCAUGCAAACUGAGGCUGGCACGGUGUAUGGCUGUCCAGAGCUCAAGAGGUUGACGCUGUCCUACUGCAAACAUGUGACGGAUCGGUCAAUGCACCAUAUUGCGUCCCACGCAGCUUCCAGGAUUGAACAAAUGGACUUGACCCGUUGCACGACGAUUACGGACCAAGGGUUCCAAUACUGGGGGAACACACAAUUUACCAACCUGCGAAAGCUAACCUUGGCGGAUUGCACCUACCUAACGGAUAACGCAAUCGUCUAUCUAACGAAUGCUGCAAAACAACUACAGGAGCUUGACUUGUCGUUUUGUUGCGCUUUGUCCGACACCGCAACCGAAGUGCUUGCCCUCCAGUGCUCUCAGUUGACGUAUUUGAACAUGUCGUUUUGCGGCUCCGCCAUCUCCGAUCCGUCCCUUCGCAGCAUCGGCCUCCACCUCUUGCACAUGAAGCGACUCUCUGUGCGUGGGUGUGUUCGAGUCACGGGCGCCGGUGUUGAGGCGGUCGCGGACGGCUGUAACCAGCUCGAGUCCUUCGAUGUCAGCCAGUGCAAGAACUUGACUCCAUGGAUCGAAGACCACGGGCCAGAUAAGUAUAGUAAUAGGAUCUUCUUCGAGACUGUCGCCCAAAAUGGCCGAGUGUUCCGAUGA
Aspergillus candidus is the source of this 2763-nucleotide messenger RNA. Its product is annotated as cyclic nucleotide-binding domain protein. The coding region runs from base 1 to 2763 and encodes 920 amino acids. Gene Ontology annotation, molecular function: protein-containing complex binding; protein binding. The record is from RefSeq and is a predicted model, not a curated record. Lineage: Eukaryota; Fungi; Ascomycota; Eurotiomycetes; Eurotiales; Aspergillaceae. The transcript is spliced from 2 exons.